Aureobasidium melanogenum CBS 110374 is the source of this 726-nucleotide messenger RNA. RefSeq lists its product as uncharacterized. Lineage: Eukaryota; Fungi; Ascomycota; Dothideomycetes; Dothideales; Saccotheciaceae. The annotation marks the transcript as partial. The record is from RefSeq and is a predicted model, not a curated record. The transcript is spliced from 2 exons. Gene Ontology annotation, cellular component: cytoplasm.
UUUCUGAGCAGAAAUUCAUAUGAAGAGUCGAACUGGCUGCUCAAGCCUUUCCAGCGGUCUAAUGCUUCUACUGGGAAGCCAGGAGAACACGAGACUUUUCUGCUGCAUAUUCAGGCUGGCGUGAAUGCACUUCGUAGAGCGGAGACCAUUCUCGUCUUCUCAGGUGCAAAGACCGAACGGGAUGCGCCCUCGAGUGAAGCUGACAGCUAUCGGAACAUCCUCGUGCAUUGCUUCGGUGAUUCCGACGUUGUGCAACAAGCCAUGACAGAUGGUAGGGUAUUGUGCGAAGACGCUGCAACAGACAGUUACCAGAACCUGCUCUUUUCCCUCAUCAAGUACUACGAGGUGAAAGGCAAGUGGCCACGAAUGGUUACUGUAAUCACGCAUAGUUUCAAAGAAGCUAGGUUUCUUGAAUGCCACGCGGACGCAAUUUGCUGGCCCAGCGAGAAAAUACGUGUGCAGGGGUUGAAUCCACCAUUUCCUCUAUCAGAGUUGCGGGAGGUACAGAGAUUAGAGAAGGAGACUCUAGACCUUUUCAGAGCAGAUCCUCAUGGUGCUCACGCGCCUCUGUCGUCAAAACGAUUAGCAAGGCAAUGGCUGGCGGAUGUUGACCUGCUUGGUAACAUCCCAGACACGUCCGUCAAACAUUCACUACAGAGACUGCUGGACUUUCGGGAGCGAACGCAAUUUGCUGAGCCUUCACCAUGGACUGAAAGCAGUCCUUGA